Clonostachys solani is the source of this 549-nucleotide messenger RNA. Lineage: Eukaryota; Fungi; Ascomycota; Sordariomycetes; Hypocreales; Bionectriaceae. The record is from the annotation of a GenBank genome assembly.
AUGGUACUUCAAACAAAGAAGAAGGUUUAUGGGUAUGGAAAGACUCCCGAGCGCCAAUUCUAUCUAUUGAUGGCCAUAUUAACAGCAUUGGGGGUUGGCCAGGGCGGCAACCCGACAAGAUAUAAUUCCUAUGCCCAAAAUGUUCGGGUCCAGGUCAUUCUUCAGAAUAGUCUGAAGAAGGUUCGGGCUUUACACAGGCCUCAUAGUAACAAGCUUCUAGGUUUCUACCAAGCUGAGGGGGCUGGAGGAGCUCUACCAUAUACUAACGAUUCGAAUUUCCAUAUAGAACCAAUAGAGGACCUUGGAACUGCGAUUGCAACAGAAACUGACGGAGAAGCUGCGGAUAGAAGUACUUCUUUAUGUGAAACUACACUUACUCACUUAGCUGUAGUGCGCUACCAUUCGUCUGGCGAAAAUGAUGACGAGACUGUCUCUCCAGGACAAGCUGAGGAGAUCAACCGGCAGGUCGAGCCAGUCCUUGACGAAAGCGUCAAGAGCAUCCUCAAUACCGAUAUUGAAGAUAUUCCUUUUGAGACACUCUUCGUGUGA